GAGAGACGCAAGUACGAAGAGAGUUAAAGUACUAACAAAUAAAUUAGAAGCUCGUCAAACUUUGCCUGCAUGGUUGUGGCGGAGGACGCAGACAGGAAUAGUUUAAGACAAGCAAUUUUGGAUUUUACUUGAUUUAAUUGUCAAACAUUCUUCUUACAGAGCCGUGCGCAUUUACGCACUUGGAGAGUUAUUCUGGAAUCGUGCCAUUUGCAACUUUUUACCCGCAAAGAAUGUCAGAAGAGAACAAGUCCUUGACAGACCAUCCGCGCAGUCCAGCAGGCAGCGACAGCUCCGUGUCCCAGCAUGGAUCGGACUCAGAGUCCCCGACCUCUCCAGCAGGGUCCGACGCACAGGAGGCAGCGCGCCCGUCCGGGAUUACGCACAAACCGGAGAGCAGCAUGGAGGCUGAGCGCUUCCCCGCCUGCAUCCGCGACGCGGUGUCGCAAGUGCUGAAAGGUUACGACUGGUCGCUGCUCCCGAUGCCGUCUCAAGGGGAGAGAGGGCUGAAGAGCAAACCUCACGUGAAGCGGCCGAUGAACGCGUUCAUGGUUUGGGCGCAGGCAGCGCGGAGAAAGCUGGCGGACCAGUAUCCUCAUCUGCACAACGCUGAGCUCAGCAAGACGCUGGGCAAACUGUGGCGACUUCUCUCUGAAACAGAGAAGCGUCCCUUCGUCGAGGAGGCCGAGAGGCUGAGGAUGCAGCACAAGAAAGACUAUCCAGACUACAAAUACCAGCCUCGGAGACGCAAGAGCACCAAACCGGGACCGGGGGACGGUAGGCCCGGACUGGUCCCGCAUCCGCAGGGCCUGUUUAAAUCAGAACCAGGUGUGGCCAGGCUGGGUGGCAAAGGAGAAGUGCACCAUCAUUACCACCCAGACAGGACAGGUCAGUCUCAUGGACCUCCAACACCUCCCACUACCCCUAAAACUGACCUCCACGUGGGGAACAAACACGAGGGCCAGCGGCCUGUGGACAGCAGCACCACCACCACCACCUCCGGCCGUCAGAACAUUGACUUCAGUAACGUGGACAUCUCAGAGCUCAGCACCGAUGUCAUCAGCACCAUCGAUGGCUUUGACGUCCACGAGUUCGACCAGUACCUCCCUUCCAACAGCCACGGCUCCACCCUUCUAACCCCGCCGGAUAGCAGCAGCCAUGGACACAACAACCCGUCUGGAUCCUUCAUCCCGCCCACCAUCCCAUCUAACAACAUCCCCACCUGGAUGCCCAAAAGUGCGACUUACACUGGAAUGCCACCGUCCUCUUCUAGUCGAGACACGCGCGGGCUCCGCAAGGACACCAGCCCAAAACCUCAGAUCAAAACUGAGCAGAUGAGCCCGGGUCACUACAGCAGCUCUUCCUCCUCCUCCACUCCUCCACCGCCACAACCCGAGUACACCUCACUCAGCUCGGGUGUUUGCCCUUCCUCCACCAACCAAUCUGACUACACUGACCUCCAAAGCUCUGGUUUCUACAGCGCCUUCUCUGGGUACCCUGCCGGUCUGUAUCAGUACCCCUACUUUCACUCCACCCGCAGGCCUUACGCUACACCUCUUAUCAACAGCCUGGCCUUGGCACCACCUCCACACAGUCCUCCCUCUGGCUGGGAGCAGCCUAUCUACACGACACUCACCAGGCCUUGAAGAAGGAGGAACCCCCCCCAAAAAAAUGUAAAUGACUACUCAGAUUGGGACAGAACAGUGGCCUACUUCAUUCCUAAUGUUUUGACCAGUUUGGAUUUCUAAAGGACAGUGCUGUUGACAAAAGAUUCAUAUUUUGCAUCAAUAGUUACAUUUGCUAAUUUUUUAUGUAUUUUGUUUUAAAGAUGAACUAAGAUUCAGUGUUUUGACUCUUGUCUGAGUGAUUUGA
Molecule: messenger RNA, 1869 nt
Organism: Cottoperca gobio
Lineage: Eukaryota; Metazoa; Chordata; Actinopteri; Perciformes; Bovichtidae
Gene: sox8a
Product: SRY-box transcription factor 8a
Exons: 3
Coding region: 231-1643 (470 amino acids)
Biological process (GO): neural crest cell development; morphogenesis of an epithelium; negative regulation of transcription by RNA polymerase II
Cellular component (GO): nucleus
Molecular function (GO): DNA-binding transcription factor activity, RNA polymerase II-specific; RNA polymerase II cis-regulatory region sequence-specific DNA binding
Source: RefSeq, a predicted model, not a curated record